CUGAUAAAGCCUUGCACGGAUCUCAAAACAUCAGAAGUGCAUCAACUUUCAAGAUGCGAACAACGUCAGCCGUAUUAGCACUUUUGUUGGCUGUGUCAAUUGUCAAUGGGCAGACAACCAAGUUCGUAACUUCUGGUUAUGGCACAUCAAUUCAAACCUUUUCAGUGGACUUCAGUCAAGGGGGUGAAUUGACCCUCGACAACGAACAGACCUGGGAUCUGAAUCUGACGUUCUUGAGUUACGAUGCUUCCACAGGAUCUUUGUACGCCAUUCAUGAGGUCGAUUCGUACGACGAUUUUGAGAACUCAGGGGCUGUGUCUAGAUGGACACUAAGUGGUUCAGAUUGGAUCCAAAACGAGGUUUUAUCCGUGGAGGGGAAAGGUCCCUGUCACGUGCUUCUAGAUAAAGAGUCUAACCUCCUGUUCGUGGCCAAUUAUCUUGGAGGAAGUUUUGCCGUGUUCCAAAUCGAUCCAACCUCAGGAGCGAUUCUGCAGAACGUUUAUUCCGAGCAAUUUGAAUACGCCAGCGGGGUCGUUCCAGAUCGGCAAGCUGAUCCCCACGCCCAUGAGGCAAUUGUCCAAGGCGACAAUGCGUAUGUGAUCGACCUUGGGGCUGACCGCAUUUAUCAAUACAAGAUCGUAGAUGGGACGAUCCAAAAGAAUGGCUACGCCGAUGCCCCUCCUGGAGUAGGUCCCAGACACAUGGCACUGCCACCUACCGGCAAUUUGGCUUAUGUUAUGAAUGAACUGGAAAUGUCGGCCAGCGUUUAUGAGAUCAAUGAAGGGACCUUGUCGCAUCUUCAAACAAUUCCUUACACUGUGGCUGGCGCUGAUCCUGCAGUACAGACCGGCGCCGAAAUCGAGGUGGGACGCAAUGGGAACUUUCUGUAUUUAAGCACCCGAGGAGAUGGAGCAUUGGUCGUUUUCGAGAUCAAAAGUGCCCAGGAUGGAUAUUUGCAACAGAUUCAAGAGCUCAAGACACUGGGGGAUGUUCCCAGACAUUUUGCAUUGUCUGAGGAUGGCAAGAAUCUGGUUUGUGGUACCCAAGGAGCUAAUUUAAUCGAGGUCUACAGUAUAGACCAGACCACGGGAAUGGUGACCUUCUUGACCUCAGAGACCACAAUCCCAGAUCCAACUAUUAUCACAUAUCUAUAAACGUUGAAUAAAGACCUUAAAGAAUGAAA
Molecule: messenger RNA, 1183 nt
Organism: Tigriopus californicus
Lineage: Eukaryota; Metazoa; Arthropoda; Copepoda; Harpacticoida; Harpacticidae
Product: 6-phosphogluconolactonase-like
Exons: 2
Coding region: 54-1154 (366 amino acids)
Molecular function (GO): 6-phosphogluconolactonase activity; protein binding
Source: RefSeq, a predicted model, not a curated record